UUGACACCCCUAGCCUGAAGGCUGAAACACAGCGCAAAAGCUGCAGUCUCCAUUUCACCCCCCAACUCCUCUCUUCAUCUGUCUCUACCUCUGAAAUCUAUUGGAAGUCGCGAACAUCGUCAGCAGAGACCACAGCAGGGUAAUUGCUUGAGAAUUUUACCAUCCGAGAUCUAGAAGUUGCCAACACCAGAUCUUGGUUUUCUAACAGAGGAACAUGUUUGUGCUUCCAUCAAAAGAAGAAAAGUGGUUAUCAUAUGCAUUGGAUGCUCCUGCAUGAAAGUUGUUAAUGUUGUUCAAAGUGAAGAUCUUGGUCAGCCAGAAUAAAGGUCAAUGGACUCAGUGUAAGCCUAAGUUAUAUCUGUGAAAAUUUAAUAUUUACUUAAAUAUGGCGGAGAUAAGCUUGGGCCCACUAAUAGAUGUUGUGGAUGAAGAAUGGAUGAGAGACACACUUCCGGAUGAUGAUCUUUUAUUACCACCAGUAAUGGAGGCCCGGACUGACGAUACCGAAGACACAAAUCAAGAAACCAAGCCAAUCGAUGGAGAUUCAUGGCAUGAUCUUGCUUUAUGCACACAUUAAUGUUUCCUGGCUCUACAAGGGUUUGACUUGAUGUUCUUUAAGGUAUUGAUUUGUAAAAGUCUCUUCCUUCGCCAGUCUAAUUUUCAUCAUUUCUGUAUUCAAACUCCCCUUAGUCGGGUUGAUACUCAAUAGUUUUCAAUACAGAAAUCAGAACAAGAAUCAAAUAUCAGAAAUGUUCCCUAAAUUGAAUGGUUAAUGUUCAGGGAUGUGUCCCUGAAAAUGAAGGAGAAAAGCCCCAAAUGUGUGGAACUUGGGUUUCCUAGUA
Molecule: messenger RNA, 842 nt
Organism: Macadamia integrifolia
Lineage: Eukaryota; Viridiplantae; Streptophyta; Magnoliopsida; Proteales; Proteaceae
Product: anaphase-promoting complex subunit 13
Exons: 6
Coding region: 386-577 (63 amino acids)
Biological process (GO): protein K11-linked ubiquitination
Cellular component (GO): anaphase-promoting complex
Source: RefSeq, a predicted model, not a curated record